AUGUCCCAGGCGAACUCAAAAGACAUAAGGAGAGCUAUCAAAGCCUUCGUGUCUCAUGUUGAAUCACUGGAGAAAGCAGAAAACCCAGAGGAAAAUGGAUUUGAAGCAGAAUACAAAUUAAUACAGGAAGCUCAAUCCAAAAACCGCAGAGACAACGCCUUCCCAAUGGAGGCUGGAAAGGCAGAGAGCAACUUGAAGAAAAAUCGAUACAAGGACAUUCUUCCAUAUGAUGAGCACAGAGUGGUUCUCAGUAUUGUUGAUGGUGAUCCAGAUUCGGACUAUAUCAAUGCCAGUAAACUAAUGGGAGCGAGAGGUACAGGCGGAUACAUAGCUACGCAAGGACCCUUGGCUACAACAGUGAGCGAUUUCUGGAGAAUGAUUUGGGAGUACAAUGUGGAGAUCAUCUUCAUGGCGUGUCGAAUAGUUGAACUUGGCAAGAUAAAAUGCAAGCAGUACUGGAACGACAUAGACAAAUCAGAAGAAUUUGGAGACAUCACAGUGACGACAGAAGCUGAGGAAAGCAUCAUGUCAGACUGCAUGAGGCGGAACUUUCAGGUGACUAGAGGAGAAGAAGUGAGACACGUGGUACAGUUCCAUUACUCAGGUUGGCCAGACCAUGGGAUCCCGGAUGAUGCAGGACAUAUCCGGGACAUGAUUGGGAUCAUGAGAGAGACGCGUCACAACAUCCUAGCACCUCUGCUGGUUCACUGCAGCGCUGGUUGUGGACGUAGUGGUGCUAUAAUCACCAUUGACUACGUGUGGACACUGCUUGAAGAGGGUAAUUUUGAUGACACUUUCAGCCUUUUUGAUUUGAUCUGUAGCUUCCGUGAGCAACGUAUGUCUAUUGUACAAACCGCAGAUCAGUAUGCAUUGGUCAACAAAGUGCUGAAGACUCUCUGUGAGGAAUGGCUGACGAGGAUGGCGACCCACACGUAUGAAAAUGUUGACGUCGACCAGGUAAACUGCUGUUUUUUUUAUUACAUUUAUGAGAGGAA
This is a messenger RNA of Candidula unifasciata, 995 nucleotides long. The record is from the annotation of a GenBank genome assembly. Lineage: Eukaryota; Metazoa; Mollusca; Gastropoda; Stylommatophora; Geomitridae.